AUGACCAAAGAUGGAAACGUUGAAUCUAUGUUCUCGAGAUUCAGUAAAAUUGUCUGCGAACUCAAAUCACUUCGAAUGGUGUAUUCAAAUGCACUACAAGUCAGGUUACUCAUUAGAAGUCUUCCCAAGGCUUGGGAAACUAAAGCUGUCAUUCUUGAAGAUGGAGAUCUGCAGAAAAUGACAUACGAUAAACUUCGAGGCAACUUAAUGGCCUAUGAACAAAAUCAUAUUAAUAGGUACAACAAGGAUGAUAAAAAGGAGACUGUGGUAUUUACAACUGAAACAUCUAAAAUUGGAGAAGAAGCUGAUGAAGAUCAAGAUGAAGGACUGGCUCUUAUCAAUCGAGGAGAGAAAUCCAAGAAAACCUACAAAAAGGGAAUGUGGGCACUUAACAGUGGAUGCUCCAGACAUAUGUGCGGAAAGAAAGAAAACUUCAAAACUAUAAAAAGAAUAGAUGGAGGAUGUGUCAGGUUUGGAGACAAUGCUAAAGGGGAAGUAACCAGAGUUGGAACCAUUACACUUAGUUCAUCAUGUGACCUAGUCGAAGUGUAUCUGGUUGAGGGACUCAAGCAUAACCUCCUCAACAUUAGUCAACUAUGUGAUGCUGGAUUUCAAGUCACUUUCAACACAGCCAACUGUAUCAUCAAACAUCUUGAGAAAAAGCUAACUCUUAUUGGAGAUCGAGUUAAUAAUAUAUAUGUUUUAAAUAAUGUUGAUUUUCCAUCUCUCACUUGUAUUACUGCAGUCUCAAGCGAUCCUUGGCUAUGGCAUCAAAAGCUUGGACACGCAAGUAUGCAUGCUCUUGAAAAACGUUCUAGACUUGAACUAGUCAUUGGUCUGCCAAAACUAAAGUUUUAG
Molecule: messenger RNA, 858 nt
Organism: Solanum tuberosum (potato)
Lineage: Eukaryota; Viridiplantae; Streptophyta; Magnoliopsida; Solanales; Solanaceae
Exons: 2
Coding region: 1-858 (285 amino acids)
Source: RefSeq, a predicted model, not a curated record